This is a messenger RNA of Chanos chanos (milkfish), 2727 nucleotides long. RefSeq names its product NLR family CARD domain-containing protein 3. Gene Ontology annotation, biological process: regulation of apoptotic process. NCBI's taxonomy places the organism in Eukaryota, Metazoa, Chordata, Actinopteri, Gonorynchiformes, Chanidae. The record is from RefSeq and is a predicted model, not a curated record. Gene Ontology annotation, molecular function: protein binding. The transcript has 7 exons. Bases 1 to 2727 code for a protein of 908 amino acids.
AUGGCUGUUGGACCAUGCAGUGUGAAGUUACAACAGCGUCGUGUGGAAUUAGUUCAGGAGUGGAGUGGCUAUAUAACUCCUCUACUGGAGCUCCUCUUCCAAGUUGGGGCACUGACAGAGGAGGAUCUCAGUCUUAUCAGGGGUGGAGGAUGCACUGGUGAGCGAGAGAGAAUGAGAACAUUGCUGGACGUUUUAUUUGGGAGGGGAGAAGAGGCAUGCCGUGCCUUUUUCCACCUGUUACCUCGGAUUCAUGCAGAAACCAGAACAGUUAAUGCUGGCAUCCAACAGAACAUGCGGGAGCACCUUAUAAAACACAGAAACAUCCUGGUCAGACAACAUUGCCACACUGAUUACCUUAACAUUAGAGGACAACCUCCAGGACAGGUUGGGGCCGGUUCCUUUACUGACAUCACGUUCUCUCAGCAUGUGGGUUAUGCUGUCCCUCUACAGCAUGAGACAGCCAUUGUGGGGGAUGCAUUCAGAGGUUUCAGGGAAGAAAGCAGACGACAGGAUGAGAUUUGUGUUUUUAGAGAUGUGCAACAGAAUCUGCUUUCCACCUCUGGGGACUGUGUGACUCUGCUCUCGGGAGUUGCUGGUAGCGGAAAGACCACUGCGGUGAGGAGGCUGGUUUGGGAAUGGGCGGCUGACACACAAUCACAGAAAAUACUCCUGUCUUUGUCCUUCCGUGAGCUAAACUUGAUCACUGAGCAACACAGUCUGCUAGAGCUCCUCUCAGUGCACUACAGCCACCUGAAACCCAUUCUAUCUGAGAUAAUGUCAUUAAACCCUGCCCGGAUUUUGCUAAUCCUGGAUGGACUAGAUGAAUUCCGGUUUCCCCUGGACUUUGAUCGCACUCCCAAGUGCUCAGACCCGGAGCGAGAGUUGCCUGUUGGGGCAAUGGUGGUGAACCUGAUCAAAGGCAACCUGCUUCCAGGUAUCUCUCUCCUUCUCACCUCUCGCCCCCAUGCGGUCUCCAAGGUCCCCCCUUUACUGGUAAACCAGUUUUACAGUGUCCUUGGUUUCUCCCCUGCUCAGCAGCAGCAAUAUUUUGAGCAAACUUGUAGCUCUCCCCAGGUUGCUGCUGCUGUCUGGGGCUUUGUGUCCUCCCAAAAGCCUCUUCUGCUGAUGUGUCACAUUCCUGCCUUCUGCUGGAUUGUUUCCACUGCCUUACAUGACGGCUUUUCUCCCUGCCUUGACAGAAUAUUCCUUGGUGCUGCUUCCAUAAAUGUAGAAAGCACAAGGGUUUUAAGCAGACAACCAGGGGAUGUUCAAACAGCGUCUGGAUCAAGCACAUUGUCACUACAUUCCCUACCUUCUCAAAAUUCAGCCAGAACAGUCACAAUUACUGAGAUCUACUGUUGUUUCCUGAAAUCCAUCCUACUAUUCCAUGUGAAGGGGCAGACGGGAAACUCCAAUCCUCAUAGGCUCCAGGAUGCACCCCGAGUCCUGCAGGAAAUGAAGCCUAUACUCAAACACCUUGGGAAGCUUGCCUUCAGAGGCCUGUUAGAGCGACGUUUUCUUUUUGACUGCUCCGAUUUAGACUCCAUCUCAGUGGAGGGCAGUGAAUUCUCCCGAGCCCUCCUCGUGGAGAUUGUCAAAGAGGACCAGGCUUCCCUGACGUAUGAAAGGAACUUCCACUUCAUCCACACCAGUGUGCAGGAGUUUCUGGCUGCCUUGUACUAUGUCCUCGAAUCACUUUCAGGGACUGACCCUUUCUCAGGACUCAAGUGUUCAAGGGUCCUGUUCCAUCCCACCUUUCAGAAACAUCUGAACUCCAUAGUUCAGAGGCUACACAGACCUAGACACCUCUUAGCCAAGUGUAUCAAGAAGGCCUUCCACUGGAGUGCACGUCAUCAGUCUGGACAUAUGGACCUCUUCUGCAGGUUUGUGUCUGGCCUGUUAGUUCCCAGGACACAGUUCAUCUUGGACGGCCUGUUCACUGAAAGACCAAAUAAUUCUGGGACCUCUGUUCCCCUUACACCCUCUUUCCUUCUACAACUUCUUCACUCCCAGCUCCAGAGCAGCUGCCUCAGUCCAGAGCGACAAAUCAACACAUGCCACUGUCUUUAUGAGGCCCAGGAUUCAGGAUUGUCCCAAAGGUUGCAAGGCUGGCUAGGGGUUCUAGCUCAGCAGGAGUCAAAUCAGUCCAUUUCAGAGAAGAGGGACUGGAGUGAGUUAGCAUUCCUGCUUCAGUUGAGCCCGGACCUGCAGAUUCUGAAGCUGGACGCUCAGGGACUUGAUGCAGAGGGCCUGCACAGACUUCUGCCUGUCCUACCCCUCUUUAGCACCCUUAGCCUUGGCCAGAAUCCAUUAGGUCCAGAGGGUGCAGCAGUACUGUCUCUUGCCCUUCAGAGCCCAGACUGCCGUGUCGAGAGACUAUGGGUUGUGGCAACAGGGCUAGGUUGUGAAGGACUUAGGAUUCUAGCAGAAGCACUUAAAAGCAAUCGCACUGUUGUUGACCUCAGAAUGGCCAUUAAUCACAUUGGAGAUGACGGGGCUGGCUAUCUUGCAGAUUUACUGAAGUCCAAUCGCACUUUAAAAGAUAUCAGGCUCCGUGACAAUCAAGUGACAGACAAAGGGGCAGAACUUAUCAUGGCUGCUCUGCUGCAAAACACAACACUAGAAUAUCUUUGGAUGUUUGAUAACAAGUUCUCCAAGGAAGGUGUCCAGAAGCUGAAAGACUUUGCCAAGUCCAGAGCCUCUCUUGACAUCAAAGUUUGCAUUUGA